GUGGAUUAUGAUCGAGCACAGCUGGUUGUUAGCCCACCACUCUCUGGAUCGGACACCUACCCCAGGGGCCCAAUAAAGCUACCUCAAGGUCAGAGCAAAGUCAGCUAUUCAAGCAGCAGCUACCAGUACCCUCUGGUCUAUCACAAAGUGUCCCACUAUCACCAGCCAUCUCUCCAGCCCAGCUCUCCCUAUAUUUCCACUGCCUCCUACCCCAGCUCCCCAAGUAUCACAUCAAGUGCUUAUCCUCCACCCAGCUGGGGAUCCUCCUCAGACCAGCAGCCCUCCAGAGUGUCCCAUGAACAGUUCAGAGCUGCCCUGCAGCUUGUGGUCAGCCCCGGCGACCCCCAGGAGUACUUGGACAACUUCAUCAAGAUUGGGGAGGGCUCCACAGGGAUUGUCUGCAUCGCCACGGAGAAGCACACAGGAAAGCAAGUUGCCGUGAAGAAAAUGGAUCUCAGGAAACAGCAGAGAAGGGAGCUGCUCUUUAACGAGGUUGUGAUCAUGAGAGAUUACCAUCAUGAAAACGUGGUUGACAUGUACAACAGUUACCUGGUUGGUGAUGAGCUGUGGGUUGUGAUGGAGUUUCUGGAGGGCGGCGCUUUGACAGAUAUAGUGACUCACACGAG
This is a messenger RNA of Antrostomus carolinensis (chuck-will's-widow), 626 nucleotides long. Its product is annotated as serine/threonine-protein kinase PAK 5-like. Lineage: Eukaryota; Metazoa; Chordata; Aves; Caprimulgiformes; Caprimulgidae. Gene Ontology annotation, biological process: protein phosphorylation. The record is from RefSeq and is a predicted model, not a curated record. The transcript has 2 exons. Gene Ontology annotation, molecular function: ATP binding; protein kinase activity. The annotation marks the transcript as partial.